Messenger RNA from Xiphophorus hellerii (green swordtail), 3592 nucleotides. It is a transcript of the gene zdhhc24, whose product is annotated as zDHHC palmitoyltransferase 24. Gene Ontology annotation, molecular function: palmitoyltransferase activity. NCBI's taxonomy places the organism in Eukaryota, Metazoa, Chordata, Actinopteri, Cyprinodontiformes, Poeciliidae. The record is from RefSeq and is a predicted model, not a curated record.
UGUGUUGUCCCCCUCCGGUUGUAUUAUCAUGUAGCACUACAUCUCGGACGUGAUUUGAGAUAAAUUCAACAGAGCAGUUCCUUAUCUAAAGAGUAAUAUUUGAUUUAUUUUCAACAAAGAUUAACAUGAUUUCGUAUGUUAGGCCAGAAUAAUGUUUCCCGAAGGUUUGUGACUCAAUAUAAUUAAUUGAGAGUCGCGUAGCAAAGCGAACAGAGUAUUAUUUGACUAGCUGCUAGCUAACCACUGUGCGUCUGUAAAAUCGCUCCUUCAGUACGCUGGCUGACCGCGUCGCGGUUUUAGUUUUACUUCAAACAUGACAGGGUUGGGCAGCAGGUUGUUCUACAAGGUCGGGAAGCUUUGCGAACAGCUCCCCGUGUUCCUCAACACCUUCCUGGUGUUCUCCAUCACCGGGGAGGUGAGCUACCUGGUGCUGGUGGAGGCUCCGCUGAAGGCGGAGCAGCAGAAGACGGCGUGGUCCUCCUGGUGGAAGGCGCUGCACCUGCUGGGCCAGUACUACAUGCUGGGAAACAUCUGCUGGAACGCUUUCCUCUUCUUGAAAGUCAGCCCCAGCAUCAAGGGGGUGUUUCUGGGAGGAAAUGGACUGGGCCAGGGCUGGAGGUACUGUUACACGUGCGAGACACACACACCUCCUCGCUGCUCCCACUGCUACGACUGCAAGGUGUGCGUUCUGCGGCGGGAUCACCACUGCGUCUUCUUCGGCCAGUGUGUCGGCUUCCGCAACUACCGCUACUUCGUGUGCUGCUUGUUGUUCAUGUGGUUGGGUCUCCUCUACGCCAUGGUGAUGAAUGCUGAGGUCUUCAUCGUCAUUCUGAAGGAGGGCGUCACUCUGCACAGCAUCCUGCUGCUGCUCAUACCGUGGAUCAUGCUUGUUUCAGGCCAAGUUUCAGCGCGGGCCUUCACCUUUGCCUUUAUCGCUGACACCUGCGUUGUAGGUUUCCUGCUCGUCUCCGCCUUCUUUUUCUUCCACCUGUUCUUGCUGUUUCGAGGGCAGACCACCAGGGAAUGGUACUCUUCUCGCCGCCCCUAUAACCUGGGUCUUGUUAACAACCUGCGGCACAUGCUGGGCCUCCGCUGGUACAUCUGCUGGCUCUCCCCGCUUAUCCCAUCACCGCUUGUUGGAGACGGGAUAAACUUCCAGGUCACAGGAUCGCUGGAACCCUGCCAGUAACAUCCAGAAGUCUGGACAGAGUCUGAGUCUUUAGUGGUGAUGGUUUAUGCUGACAGGAGCAGCAGCCGGAACAUUACCUCGGUUUAAGAGGAGGUAGCUUUGGAUGGGAUGCUGCUUAGACGCUUGGUGGUGGUGGUCUUAUCGUUUGAAAUUAUUCAUCAGCCUAUUAAUUGCGCUGAGAAGGGAAAUCAGGGGUCGACCUGAAAAUGGUAUCUGCACCGGUUAAGGCUAACCUCAGAUACUUACUCAAUUCUGUACAACACUGAGCACUGAACAUAUAUUUAAAACAGCACUGAAGUAAGAAUGUACUGUAUCAAUGAUUAAAAGUAAAUGUAGAAUAUUAAAUCUUUCUUAGAAGGCAUUUGCAACUCACAAAUGUGGUGAUGUAGUUUAACUUUGAGUGGACUUUUUCCUAAAGACCUAAGCUGCCUAAAUCAGUUUCACUCAGAUUUGUUUUGCACUUUUCCUGAUUAAACUCCAGGAUGUUCUUCAUCCACUUCUGAGCUGCUGCUGAAUAUAAUCACAGGCCUUUAGUGGGGGCUGUUUCAAGCUGAACAAAAAUAUCUAUAUUGAAGAUGCACGAUCAGAUUCAGGUAAAGUUUCAGCUUGGCCAGACUUAAAAAAUUAUUAUAAACUCAAAAUUUUCAUCGUUUUUGUGAUGUGUAAACACGAGCUGCACUAAGCAGAUUACUCUUCAGUCUGGAGAAGUCGCCAAGGUAUUUUUAAUAACAUCAAGGUGUUUAAUGUAAAAGCAGAGGGAACCUUAGGCUGUAAGAGAGAAAGCAAUUCCUUCACCUCAUAACAAGAAGGCUGAGCAAUUGUGCAUUUUUUUAAUUUUUUUUUAGCUUUUCCAUACAGUGGCUUUUUUCAGCCUCUGUUAGGGAACCUGCUGGAUUUAGAAAUUUUGUCUGCCUUUUGGAAAUCUUAGUUAAGAUGAGGUUUUGCAUUCUCUAGGGAAUACAGACAGAGACAGAUGUGUACAGUCAUUAAUACUAACUGUGCUAAUCGCUAAUAUAUGAUGCUAAAGAUGGUUUUAAAUGUCAACUUUGUAAUCACUUUGUCUUGGUUUUAAGGUCCUGUCCACAUUUGUUAAUUAAUUUUUUUUCUGCUCUUUUUGUACCCUCUUUCAUAUUUAAGUAUAUUUCUUGGUGGCAAAAACAUUCAGACAGGAUAUCAGGAGAUAUUUCAAAUAUAAAUUAUGAUUAAAACCCACUUUGCACUUGCCCACACUCUUUUUCUGUGCUAGCAACCACAAAGAAAAUGGAGCGUUUUUGUAGGUUAUUUAACAUUUGUCUCAAUUUGCCCUGACUUGGUUUCUAAUUACUUGUGUAAACUAAUAUGUACACAAUCUAAUUCAUGUCAUGUGUAUUGUGCCAAAACCGUAGAGAUUAAAACUAUGGAGUUUUGUGUAGCUGAUCCUUAAAAUAAUAGUAAAAACUCUGCUUUACAAGAACUCCUCACACAAUCGGACAUCAACUCUGAUGUUAAAAAAUAAAAGAAAAUCAAUGACCAGUCACUGUAAAAAGGGUAUAAGAAACAUUUUCAUUAUAGCUCUUAAAGAGAAGUCAGAAUUGUUAAAAUUGUUAUCGGUAGUUGAAAGUUAUCAGAAAUACUAGUGGUGCAUCUCUGACUUUCACAUUUAUUCAAAAAUUCUCUGACAUAGUGUCAUUUUUAUUUUGUUUACAGAUUGAUGUCACAUAAGGUCAUCUAACAAAUCCAGUAUUUAAAAUGAUUGUAUUACAGUGGUGUGUCAACAGUUUGUUUCAUAGUUUCUAAUUUGUUAGUGUUUCUGGCUGUCAGGGACUUGAGCAGCAUUGUGUCAUUGUACCAUUCCCUUCUGCAACAGCAAACCUGAUCUUUAUAACAUCCUUCCUUUGCAAGGUGACAGUUCCUAUCUUAAUCUUUGAAUCAGUCUCUUUAUGGUUGAUUUUUUUUAAGUAUUGUGGAGGCUGAUAAUUUCAGCAUGUUAUCUCCUAUGGUGCCCUGUUUCAGUCCAGUAUGUAGAAUUGCCCUUGGACCGUGCUAACAUGUCUUACUGCACUUGAUGCCAGCUUUACUUUCACUACUUCGCCUGUAUUUUGUAAUUCAAACUCUCCUUGCCUUAAAGUGAAUCAACAAAUCACAAGCCUUGGGUUUGACAGGUUCUUAAGUGUUGGUGAAUCAAUAAAAAACUGUUCAGUUUUAUUUGUAUUAAUUUUAAUUGUUUUGAAAAAGAUUGCUGUUUUUUCUGUUGGGUUUUGUUGCUUAAACGUCCAUCAAACUCUGACUUGAGAUGCUUUGCUGUUUUUAUUAUUUUGUAUCUGCAAAUGUGUUGUGUUGAAAUGUUUACUUGAAAACUGUUGUUCAGAAAAGUGUUUUCUCUUCAGAGUUUCUCAAAUGUUUGAUUAAAACUAUGGAAAUCAA